Messenger RNA from Agrilus planipennis (emerald ash borer), 4805 nucleotides. Its product is annotated as probable cationic amino acid transporter. The record is from RefSeq and is a predicted model, not a curated record. Gene Ontology annotation, molecular function: amino acid transmembrane transporter activity. The transcript is spliced from 14 exons. The coding region runs from base 1 to 2520 and encodes 839 amino acids. Gene Ontology annotation, cellular component: plasma membrane. Lineage: Eukaryota; Metazoa; Arthropoda; Insecta; Coleoptera; Buprestidae. Gene Ontology annotation, biological process: transmembrane transport; amino acid transport.
AUGAAGUUGGGGUUGUUUCCCGUGGACCGGGAUAAUCUCCGAAGGGACGGACUUGUCCUUUUUAGCAAGCUCAUUCGCACAAAAAACGUAGAAAACCUUCAAGAGCAAGCGGUUUCUUCAAGAGGAGGAGACGACCGGAAGCAGAAACUCACGAAAUGCCUAACAACCCUCGACCUGACUUCCUUAGGAGUCGGUAGCUGUGUGGGAACAGGGAUGUAUUUGGUUUCUGGAAUGGUUGCAAAAAGAUCCGCCGGACCCGGAGUAAUUUUUAGUUUUAUCAUCGCAGCAGUUGCUAGUAUAUUUUCAGGGGCGUGUUAUGCCGAAUUUGGAGUGAGAGUGCCCCACACAACGGGUUCUGCAUACAUGUACUCGUACGUAACAGUGGGAGAAUUCAUAGCGUUCGUAAUAGGUUGGAAUAUGAUUUUGGAGUACCUGAUUGGAACAAGCGCAUGUGCAUGUGCCCUUAGCGCUUGUUUAGAUGCCUUAAUGAACGGGGCCAUUUCUGAUGCAGUCUAUCAAAGUUUAGGAACCAUAUUUGGUAAAUCCCCGGAUUUCUUAGCGUUCGUGAUAACAAUUUUAAUGACGCUGCUGUUAACAGCGGGAGUAAAGAAGUCCUUAAUUUUUAACAACAUUCUCAAUGCGAUUAAUUUAGCGGUGUGGGUAUUUGUAAUGUCAGCGGGUCUGUUUUAUGUGAAGGCAUCCAACUGGACGGAACACGGGGGUUUCCUUCCGCACGGCUGGUCUGGGGUAUUUACUGGGGCAGCAACUUGUUUCUACGCCUUUAUUGGUUUCGACAUAAUUGCAACCACCGGCGAGGAAGCAACUAAUCCAAAAAAGUCUAUCCCAUUAGCAAUUAUCACUAGCUUAGGAAUUAUAUUAACGGCGUACGUUACGAGCUCCAUGAUGCUUACUUUAAUAGUACCGUACACUGAAGUGGACGAGAACUCUGCAUUAGUAAAAAUGUUCGACCAGGUCGGGGCCUACAAUUGUAAAUAUAUUGUCGCAAUUGGUGCCUUUGCGGGACUUACGGUCAGCAUGUUUGGAUCGAUGUUCCCUAUGCCACGAGUCAUUUAUGCAAUGGCUCAAGACGGCGUUAUUUUUAGAAUAUUAGCUCAAGUGUGGCCCAGUACUGGCACGCCUGCUAUUGCAACUUUGGGCAGCGGAUUAGCUGCUGCUCUUGCAGCACUUAUUAUUAGUUUAGACGUCCUUGUUGAAAUGAUGUCGAUUGGUACGUUGUUAGCGUACACAUUGGUAUCGACGUGCGUUCUAAUUCUAAGAUAUCAACCGCAUUCGACAAACUUAGUGGAACUGCUACCACAAAGUCUUCGUACGCCAAUCAAAGGUUCGCCCACAAAGGAGACAAUUUCCCAAGCUCCGAACGGCCAGGGUCUUUAUACCAAUCAAUUACAGCCAGACGCUCUACGACAAGCUUUAGAUUCUAAUCUGUCAUCGCAAGUUCCUUCCUUAUCCCCAUCCCCUAUCCCUACUCAACCAACACAAAGGGUUAUGGUCAGAAGAAUCACUAGAAGCUCUCCUGAUAGUGACGACACGUACCCGGGAGAUCAAGAAGAUGAAUUUUCAAUGAGAGAUGACCAAUUCUUGGUGUCGGAUCGAACGGAAAAUAAGUUUUAUGGUACGUUACAUGGGGGUGGCAGCACUGCAAGUACCGGGGGAGUCAUUGGAUCCACUGUGGGACCUAGUAUGGGUUAUAUAGGGCGGAGACUUCAGGCCGCGACAUACCUUUUCCCAGCAAUAUUUCCCUGGGUAGACACCGGACCCCCCACCGAAGAGUCCGGAAUGUUCGUAAUGAAAAUGGUCGGAUUAUUGUACAUUUUCAUUAUUAUUUUUGAUCUCAUAAUAGUGUUGGGUAUGCACAAUAUGACAACUGCCACAACCGUUUUCUUAUUCCUAUUUUUCUUCUUUAUCAUUGGCGUUUUACUAGCUAUAUCGCGAAAACCCCAAAACAGGAACGCUGUCAUGUUUAUGACCCCUGGUCUACCAUUUGUACCAGCAAUUGCAGUUACUGUUAACAUUUACCUUAUAUUUAAACUUUCUUACUUAACGUUGGUUCGAUUUACUAUUUGGAUGACUUUAGGUUUCAUAAUGUACUUUUACUACGGUAUAAAACAUAGCACCCUUGAAGAAGGGAGCGAAAUAGAUCAAAACAUUGAACUUACAGUCACUGACCAUGGAAACUCAGAUAAAAUGAAUUAUCAGCCGCAAUACACCGCUGCAACUAUACCAAAUUAUAGUACGAACCAACCCCAGCCAGUUUACAAUAACUGGGAUACGUCCUGGAAUCAAGCGGAUCCUUGGAGUACCACCACCCAGCAGUGGAGCGGCGCUCCAGGAACAGAUCAACAGUUCCAGGUGGAGCAGCAGUACAAUAUGAAAAGCAACACAACUAGAUCGGUAAUUUCAGAUGCGGCACCCCAGUCGCACGUUUCCUCAACGGGAGGCAAAGGUCAAGGGACUUCGCUUUUCUUAAGUGACAAUGCCUUCCCCACGUGGGACGACUAGUAAGUCUUUCUUUCGGCGAAGAAUUUUCAAAAAGCAAAGUCCCGUCACUUGUUAUAGGAAUUUAAAAUGAUAUUGACAUAUUGUAAAUUAUAAUUAUUAGUAAAUAUCUGGUUGUUAUUCAAGGUGACAUGGUAAUUAAUAAUUAUAUUAUAUUGAAUAUUAUUAAUGAAAAAGUGAUUUUUACAUGACUGAUAACGAUGUUUCGUAAAGUGUAUAAGUAUGUAGUUGAAAGUCUUAAAACUGCAAUCGUAUCGUUGAACUUCCCUAAAUUGACAGUACAAUUUAAAUGAACUGAAAGGACCUUUAAAAUGCUACUUCAAAAUAUGGUAUGUAAACUUGUGUUUAAAUGAAUAAAUAUUAUUAGCAGUUAUAUUUCCAAAUUUUACAAUAAAAAUUAAUUAAUUAAAUUAAGACUAUUAAGUCAAAAAAGAGGAACCCAAAACCAAAAUACAUACCUCCAACUUGUAUAAAAUUACAUCAAAGAAAAAUUUUGAGUGCAGAAUCUUGUAAGAUAAAUUAAAGAUAAAUAUAAAGCUUUUCUCCUGCUUGACUUAAAUAUGAUUAUCAACUAAAAUAAAAUGACAGACAAAAUCUAUAUAAUAUCAUAUAAAUCUUAAACGCGUUUCGAUGCCCAUAAUGUUGUUCUCAAUUGGAGACUAAAUAAAACGUAAAUUUUAUUUAAACUUAGUCUCAAAUUAAAAGUGACACCUUGGAUGUCGACAUCAGUUUUAGAUUUUGAAUUUAAUUUGUAAUAGGUACUAAUAAAAUCAAUUUUAACUAUCAAGCAUACACAGAGCGUCAACAAGAUCGAAUUAAAUCUAUACCACUACACCCUGUAGCUACAUUCAAUAUGCGGUUUUAAGACUCACCUGUUUUAUUGUUAAAGGGGUCGUUUUUAAGCUCACAUUCUAAACUAUUUAUGUAUGUCUAUACUAAAACUAUACAGUAUUUCGUGCUUACUUCGUAAGAAAAUGUGUAUUACUAUCAAUUAACAGAGACAAAAACAACUGUUUCAAACUCUGAUACACUUCUAUAUCCAUUUUGAAAAGACUUACGUAGAAAUAUUAUCAUCUUCGCGAUGAUACUAUUGUAUGAGUGUAUUACGAUUAAUAUGUCGUAAGUUUUAUUGUUUACUUCCAAACAAAACAAAAAAAAAACUUUAAAAAGCAUGUGAUAAAAUUCAAAUAUUAAUUGUUAUCUCUACACACAUAUAUAUAUAUAAAAAAUAUGUAUAUAGUUAUGAUACGUGUUUAUGUACAGGGUGCUUCAAUAAUAUUUAGAGUCCAUAAGCAUGAAAUUCAAAGUUACUCCCAGUAACCUAGGAGGUGCCAUUAAAUGGCACUGUAAAUUUUCUUUAGUCAUUAACAAGGACCGUAAUUGUGUUGCAGUGCCCUGUGUUUUUUUUAAAUGUAAACUUCAAAUAAAAACGUGUUUGUGAUUGAUUAAUGAAGGUAAUUGUCUUGUAUAUUUCAAUUUUUAAGAACUGUUACCAUAAUUAUAAACGUAGAGUGUAUUAAAUUUUACUGAAGUUUACAUUGUAAAUGAAAAGAGAAUCUAAAUUUUAAGUAAAUUUACUGUAGUUCAUUCUCUCUGUAUACUCCGAGUGGUUGCUAAAUACUUAUACAAAUUCAUACUUUUAAAUCGCAUAAGUUACAGGCUAUCGCAAAUUCUGUUUACUCGAAAAUUUAACGCAUAAAUUCGAUUUUACUACCCUCUCAAAGCAGUAAAUAUAUCAUUAUAAAUAGUAACGGUGUUAUAUGAUAGUCGGUAAAAUAUAAUAAAAACUAUCAACUCGGUUUUGUUACACAAAUAUGCAUAUUAUCCAAUUUGUUUAAGAAAACACCCUAAGAACCCCUAUAAACGUAAUCUAAGUUUAAUAUACCUAACAUUAGUCGAUAAUAUUGCAAUAUCAAAUCUGGUUAGAACAAUUGCACAUUGAACUUGUACAGCAAAUUAAUAACUCUUCUAACUAGAAACCUUUAAAGUAAUUAUUUCUACAAUACUAUUAUACAUAUAAAGCGUUAAAUUUUUGAAAAUUGUUUAUGAGCACGUUCGUCUCUAGAUUUGUUAGCAAAUUUUUAAAUAAGAGAGUUGUUUGUUCAACAACCUAUGGCAAUUUUAUUCCAAACAAAAAAGUGGAAUUCGUAUGUUAGUUAGCUUUACUCCUUGUUUUCCAUUGUCUUAUAAAUUGAACAGUAUUGUUAUUAUCACGCUGUUUGUAAAUACACUGAACUGAAUAUUUAUAUAUCAUAAAACAGUGCCUGGAUUGAAAUUCUGUUGUUAGU